GUACUUUAACUGAUUAAUGUAGUGAAAAUUCGUUUCAAAUUAAACAUGGUUAAAAUCUUGUAAUAUUUGGUAUAUUACAUUUAAGUUGAUAUAUAGUGUUUGUGCAAAAUAUUAUAUCUCAAUAUUUAUAAUAGAACUGUAUAUACAUGUUUUAUAUAUUGCGGAUAUAACAAAAUGCAAGUGUAUCUAUGAAACGAUUAUAAUACGGUUAUUACGACAAUCAAUGUGAUUAAACAGAGGUAGUCACCGUAUUUUUUUUAAAUUCAUUAAGAUUGAAUCAAUUAUUUAAUUUAAAAUAUACGUAUUAUUAUUAAGGCAAUAUAUAUAGUACUGAAUACUUUAUAUGUACGCUAAUUAGUGCAUUUAGGUUAAGGAUAUUAAUAAUUUUUCUAAUACUAUGUGAAAAUAUUUUGUUCGAAUUUUACACAAUUUAUUUAUUGUAUUAGAACGAUGAUCAGAACUGCUUGCGAUCCUACAAUAGAAAAACACUUUAAAGGUCAUGAAAAUACUAUCACAAGCUUAUGUUUCCAUCCUGAAACUACUCAAUUAGUAUCAAGUAGUUCAGACAAAAAUAUAAUAUUAUGGAAUUUGAAAGAGUCUGUGAGAGCUUACAGAUUCCUUGGGCAUAAAGAUGUAGUUUUUGAUGUCACUUAUGCACCAUCAGGCGAAGUCAUAGCUAGUGCUUCCAAAGAUAGAUCUGUUAGAAUUUGGGUACCUAAAAUAACAGGACAAUGCUUAGAUUUUAAAGCACAUUCAGGAUCUGUUAGAUCAGUACAAUUUAGUCCAGAUGGGGAAAAGUUACUUACUGCAUCAGAUGACAAAAGUGUUAAAUUAUGGAUGGUGUGUCAAAGAAGAUUUCUUAUGUCAUUUACAUGUCACACGAGCUGGGUCAGAUGUGCUAGAUUUUCUUCUGAUGGUAGACUUAUAGUCUCUUGUAGUGAUGAUAAAACAAUAAAAUUAUGGGAUGUCACAAGUGGACAAUGUAUUAGAACCUUUAAUGAUAUAAAAGCUUAUUCUACACAUGUGGAGUUUCACCCAAGUGGUUCUGUUAUUGGGUCAGCAAACAUAAUUGGCUGUGUGAAAUUAUAUGAUGUACGUACUGCUUCUUUAUAUCAACAUUAUGCAACUCAUAAAGAUUCAGUAAAUAUGAUAAAAUUUCACCCAAAAGGAAACUUCGUAUUAACUGCAUCUGAUGAUUCAACAAUGAAGGUUUUAGAUUUAUUAGAGGGUCGCCCAAUUUAUACACUUAAAGGUCAUGCAAAUGGUACUGGUGUAACAUCAGUAACAUUCUCUUCUAAUGGAGAAUUUUUUGCCUCUGGUGGUACAGAUCAUCAAUUAUUAACGUGGAAAACAAAUUUUGAUAAAGAUGAUGUUGCUAGAAAAAUGUCUCGGCAUUUAGUUUCACCUGUUAAAGAAUCAGAAUCAAAUAUGAAGGAAGAAAAAUCACAUAAAGAUGAUGAUAUAUCUGGAGGAGAGGAAGAAGUAGAAUCAUUACAUGAGAAAUUUGAUACUAUAAAUUUAAAAAAUGGAAGACUUCGUUGUGAAGUACCAGAUACUGGAGUAUUAGAUGGCAAUAUAGAAUAUAAAGUCAUAAAUAUGAGAAAUCAAAGACCUUUUCAAGAAGGGCGUAUUGUGAAUAUAUCACACUUAUCUAAAGAAUCACCUGGUACAUGUUCUAGUAAAAUAGUAGAUGCACUUAAUGAGCAAGUACAAUCAUUAAGUGAUGCUGUUACCAUUUUAGAACAACGUUUGUCAAUACUAGAAGAAGAAUUAAGAAAAUAACUUUUCUGUAUUUUAUUUAUAAAAUUAUUCAAUUAUAUAAUUGAAUAGUAAAUAUUUGUAAGAUGUAUAUUUAAAUUGUACUUAAUAUGUAUCUUUUAAGGUUAAUUAUU
Bombus pyrosoma is the source of this 1892-nucleotide messenger RNA. RefSeq names its product POC1 centriolar protein homolog A (gene Poc1). The record is from RefSeq and is a predicted model, not a curated record. Lineage: Eukaryota; Metazoa; Arthropoda; Insecta; Hymenoptera; Apidae. The transcript is spliced from 5 exons. Gene Ontology annotation, molecular function: protein binding. Bases 451 to 1782 code for a protein of 443 amino acids.